Molecule: messenger RNA, 2770 nt
Organism: Danio aesculapii
Lineage: Eukaryota; Metazoa; Chordata; Actinopteri; Cypriniformes; Danionidae
Gene: asmt2
Product: acetylserotonin O-methyltransferase 2
Exons: 9
Coding region: 155-1201 (348 amino acids)
Molecular function (GO): O-methyltransferase activity
Source: RefSeq, a predicted model, not a curated record
CAGUCGCAGUUUCUUUCCUGUUUCAAUUCGCGAGCAGUACUAUAAUUUCCCUCUGUGAUGACUGUUGUAGAAGAGUCGUAUUUGGAGUAGAAUUGUGAGCAAACCUGCACAUCAAACCGUGACUCUUUUGUUUGCAGAAAGGACAUUCUCCAUCAUGGCUGAGCAUUUAUCCCAGAGUGAACUGGACUAUCCUUUCAAGCUCUUGGAAUAUUUCAAUGGAUUCAGGAUCUCAAAGGCGAUAUUUUCAGCUUGUGAGGUAGGGGUGUUCGACCUACUCCUCCAGUCCCAAAAGCCCCUAAGCGCCGCCGAUGUGGCACAGCAGCUUGGCACCAGUCAAGAUGGCAUUGAGCGUCUGCUGGAUCUGAUGGUUGCCAUUGAGAUUGUAGAUGUGGAAGUGGUGCAGGGAAAUUCUCUUUAUAGCAGUACAGAUGUUGCUAAUCUCUACCUGGCCAAAAGCAGCCCCAAAUCUCUGCAUGAUUUGAUCAUUUAUUCCUCUCAGACCAUCUACCCGCUCUGGAACAAUCUGGUAGAUGCUGUUAGGGAAGGGAAGAACCAGAAUGAGAAAACCUUCGGCCUCCCAUCUGAAGAGAUCUUCUCUGCCAUAUACAGGUCAGAAGAGGAGAUGCUGAAGUUCAUGGGACUGAUGAACUCUACGUGGGUCAUUGACGGCCAUGACAUAGUGACAGCUUUCGAUCUUUCUAGCUUCAAGUCUGUCAUAGAUCUGGGAGGCUGCUCUGGUGCAUUGGCUCGAGAGCUGGCUAAAGAGUAUCCUUCCUCCAGCGUCACGGUUCUGGAUCUGCCGACUGUGGUUCAGACUGCCCAACGGCAUUUUGCCCAGCAAGAUGACACCAUCUGCUUUCAAGAGGGGGACUUCUUUGAGGAGGAAAUCCCUCCAGCAGAUUUAUUCAUUCUUGCCCGAAUCAUUCAUGACUGGAAAGAGGAGAAAAAUCUCAAGCUGCUGAGGAAGAUUCAUGCCGCAUGUCAUCCUGGUGGAGGUGUCCUGAUAGCAGAGGCGCUGCUGUUUGAGAAUCGCAAAGGUCCAACUAUGGUUCAGAUCUUUUCUCUGAACAUGCUGGUCCAGACCGAAGGGAAGGAACAUCCACCAUCGUAUUACACACGCCUGCUCACAGAUGCAGGAUUCAGAGACGUGCAGGUCUGUCGGACCGGAAAAUCAUACGAUGCUAUUCUGGCACUCAAAUGAACAAGCACCAAAAUGAUUUUAGUACCCUUUCUGCCUGGUCUGCAGUCCUGUUUUGAUCAGACACAUCAGUAAUCAUGUUCACGCACACCUCAGACAUCUGUUGUUUGUUUUGGGAUUAUUAUAAGGGAGUAUUUUCUCCAUCACAAUGUGAAUACACUACUAAUCCUUACAUUUCCUCCUCAAGACUGAAGUCUUGGUAGAGAUUAUGUGUAGUUAUUUGUGAAUCUUCCUCCCUGAGGCCUGCAGAAGUGGUCUGAGAGGCGGUGGGACAGGAGCUGUUUUUCAUUGGCCAGUGAUGUGUCAAAAAUAAGCUCCUCCCUCCAUCCUGUCUGGUGUAUCUAUGCACUGCCAUCGUGACAAAUGGUGACGUGUUGACCCCUAGUGGUUGUUGGUUGUACUAAAAAUGUAUAAAAGAUUAAAAAACAUGUAUAAUCUGUAAAUAUAACGGCAGAAGGUGAUUUUUUUUAACUGAAGAAGGCUUCCAUAUCAAUCAAUUUUAUCUUAUGAGGAUUUUUAUUGUCAAAUAUUCCAGACAAAUUCAAGUAAAUCUACCCAUCCUACUACCGGAGGUUGUUUUAUGAAGUUUUUGAGGGAUAGUUCACCCAAAAAUGAAAAUUUGCUGUUGAUAAGUUUAAUAUACAAAAUAUUAGAUGAGAUUUUUAGCCGAAACUGUGGUCCUUAUUGAUUAAUAAGAUGCAAAUUAAUGGAUACUUGUAUGUUAAGAGUCCUGCUGACAUGCUGACGUCUCCAGACUGUCAUCAACACACUGUUUGCUAAACACUGUGGAUUAAUUUUGUUGUAAACGAGUCACAAUUUGGGGUGUCAUGGUGUGUAGCAUGAUUGCCUCACAGCAAGAAGGUCGCUGGUUUGAGCCUCGGCUGGGUCAGUUGGCAUUUCUGUGUGGAGUUUCAAUGUUCUCCUCGUGUUGACGUGGGUUUUCUCCGCAUGCUCCGGUUUCCCCCACAAGUCAAAAUACAUGCGGUAUAGGUGACUUAGGUAAACUAAAUUGGCCGUAGUGUGUGUGUGUGUGAAUGAGUGUGUAUGGAUGUUUCCCAGUGAUGGGUUGCAGCUGGAAGGGCAUCCGCUGUGUAAAACAUAUGCUGGAUAAGUGAGUUGUAUAAAAACAUAUGCUAGAUAAGUUGGCGGUUCAUUCCGCUGUGGCAACCCCUGAUUAAUAAAGGGACUUAAAGACAAAAAAAUGUAAAGAAUGAAUGAAGGCUCAAUUUCUUGCACAGACCAUUUAUUUAGCUUCAGAAGAUUUCAGUGUAUAAAGAUGCACAGAUAUACAUUUUCUAUUGUGUUUGUGCAUUCAAUCAGGGGCAUUCAAUUAAAUACCAAAGACCUCAGUUUAUGCUAAAAACCUUAUUUAGGGAAUAAAGUCUACACCUUGGGUGGCCAAAGAAUGAUUAUAUUAAAAGUUUCUUUUUUAAAUCAUUAUUUUAAAUCUAUUGUUUGUGUACAAACACUUUUUUUUCCCUUGUGAACACAUGCACCACCCUUGAUCAUGUGCCAUACAUUAUAUUUUCCAUUUUCAAACAGAAAAAAAUCUAAUAAAGGAAAAUGAACAAA